AUGAUGGCAUGUUCUUCGUCACUGUUGAUGUUCAAAUUGGAAAAUACGGAGUCACGAAAUCCACUUGAAUGCUUAAUUUGUGAUCGAGAAUUCACAGAGCCAAUCCGUCUACCGUGUCAACACAGCUAUUGUCGAGAGUGUGUUCAGGGUCGAUCCACAUGCCCGGUUUGCGGCGCUAACUUUGAAGGCGAACCUGCCGCAGAUUCACUGCUCUCAUUCCUUAUCGAGACCAGUCAUGAAGCGGCUGAUGUUUGUGCCAAUUGUGAUAAGGCCAAAAUGUUUGCUGCACAUCGCCUAGUAUUACUGGAAGAGAGGGCACGGGUCAAAGGACGUAUCACAUGCCCUCUGCACGGAGAACCGUACAUACUCUACUCGGUUGAGAAUCGCUCUCUAGCUUGCAUUGUUUGCUUCAAUAAUGCGAAUCUUGAUACAAGACAUCAUCUGAUGCAUAUCGACGCUGCACACAAACUCGGUUGCGAUAAACUUGAGAAAGCGACCACAAAAUUACGGACUUUUCAGGAUGAUAUUCGUGAACAACUCCAACUCCGAAAGAGACUCGCAUCGGAACUGUCCGAAAGUUAUCGAAAUGCAGGUGAUAGUUUACGACAAACUUGUCAACAAAUGAUCGAUACGUUGCUAUCGGUUCGUGAUCGUUUAGUGAAGAAAUUGGACGAGGAGAAGAUGAAACGUGAUCAACAUUUUGCAGAACAAGUGCGACAGUUGACUGCACUACAGCCUUUAAUACGUCUCUAUCUGUUGAGCGCAUCGAUUUUCUGCUCAUCUGCAUCCAAAUUGGAUUUUUUGCAGUCAUCAAAUGAUUUGUUGAAAAGAAUUCAGUGUUUGUUGUCAAUGGAAUGUGAUAAGCCGCAAUAUACGGGUGAAUUAGCGAUUGAUGGUCGUGAAGAGUUUGGUCGUGCUCUCGAACCAUUUCUUGGCCUUACGUCGAUCUUGCUCAGUGGCACUGAUGGUGAUACUGAGACAGUCGGUAGUGUAUCGCCGAGGGCGAUUAUCAGUCAUCGUGCCUACGUGAAGCGAUCCGGGUCAGGAUAUACGAGCGCUUACACGGGAACGUUAGCCACCAAAUAUCAACUGGUCGUUGAUUUGGCCGGUGCAUUCGGCGAGCAGUUCGCUAAGGUGGAAGCACCGCUUAGGCAGUUUAACCAUGAAGUGGCUAAGUUAAGUAGAGGUGUCCAAGAGAUGCAAAAAGAUUUAACACUGAGGCGAUGCAUUAUCGAUAAGGAUUUCUUGCAACAACUCAUUCAUAAAUGUGUUGAUUUGGACACGAAAGUGGGACGGCAAUCGGCGCUGAUCAACGAUCUACAGCCUCAGCUGCAACAGAUAUGGCAAGAGCAACUGGACCGAGUGCGGAGGCAGCAGAUUCUUUUCAGAGAGAAGAUGAUCGAACAACAUCUGAAAAUAAGUUUUUUGCACCAGGUUGAGGAAAUGAUUCACUUACGUGAGAACGCACGUCACGUCUCAAGUGCAGCACAUCAGCUGGAACCGUUCGCCGUCUGUUUGGCUGCGGUGAGUUCAGUGAUCGAUAGACGUCGAUGCUACCGUCCUGAUCCGGCACCAAUGGAGAGUCUGUGCCUUCAGAUCAACACCAUCGAACCGGACAGUCAACAUCGUAUUCAGGCAAUCGAAAAGGAAGAGCAAAAUCGUCGUUUAGCGCAAACACAAAAGAAACGUGAAGAACAGUUGAAAUUCGCAUCAGUCAAAAAGCAGCUGAAGACAACGAAAGAGCAAAAAAUGUUGACGAGAGAUCCACUGAGGCAUAGUGCCACAAAAAUUCGUUUCGUCAAUACAAAUCGUGAUCGAAGUCGUGGAGGCACCGAUCGUGCACUUCUCUUACCGUGCAAUCGCCCGCAUAAGGGGCACGCUGCCGGCUUAAGAUGUUCGAAGAGCCAAUCGGAUCCAGAAGAUGUUGAAAGUUCAAUGGACGAUUCGUUUGAGUUCAUUGCUGAAUCGCAUAGCGCUGAAGCGGAGACGACAAAAUUUGAAUGUGAGCAUACACUGUGUCGUUCACAGCCGUUACGUCUCUCAACUCCAGUUCCAAUGGUUUCAAAACCAAUCCAUUCGAAUCAACCGACGAGUAGCUCACUACCUGAUGAUGAGCAGCUCUCAAAGCGCAUUUCAGACCUUCACCUAAGCAGUGCGGCCACAUGUCGUCGGUGUCAGAAGGACGGUGGUUGUGGUGAACCGAGAGGAGCGCCAGUGAUCCCACGAGUACCGUUCGUUCCAACGACUAUAUUCGCGAACUUUGCCAACAAGUCGCCCGGUACUUGGGAAGCGCGUGAGAAACUCUUCGAGAGUAUCAAACGGAAGGUGCCACGAGUGGACGUUGGUGCCACAAAAACACCUGAACGUGAAAUUGUUGACGAACAAGACGACUAA
This is a messenger RNA of Anisakis simplex (herring worm), 2394 nucleotides long. Lineage: Eukaryota; Metazoa; Nematoda; Chromadorea; Rhabditida; Anisakidae. The record is from the annotation of a GenBank genome assembly.